UUUUUUUUUUUCUUUUUACCUUAAAAUCAUUAUAUGUGAAUGUUGAAGUUUUUGCAACUUAAAAUAUAUUGUAUUUUUAAUUUAUAAUGGCUAAAAUUUGAUGGUCAAAAGAUAGUAUAAGAAAAACGGAUAUUAAAAAAGAAUAGGAAAAAAAAAAGAUAAAAAAAUUGUUAUUUAAAAAAGCAGUAAAAAAAAGUUAAAAAAAAAACUAUCAUUUAAAAAAAUAUAUAAAAAAGGGUAAAAAAAUAGAAUAAAAGAGAAUCAGAGAAAAAUAAGAUACUUAAAAAAAUUAAAUAAAUAAAAAGAAUGAAAAAAGAAAAAUACCAUUGGUAAAUUAUCAAGUAUCAACCACAUAAAAACUGCUCUUGAGGAAUGUGUACUUUUUGGGCUUUGAAGCAUGGGCCAGGCCGGGCCUUGGCCGUCUUUGUCUAUGAGUAGAAAACUAGAAAUAAACGUCAAUUCAAACCGAUAAACUGUUACAACUUCCAUCAACAAAAAAUACUCGUUCCAACAAUUUCUUCGCCACCGAACGGACUGACCGUUUUAUAGGAAGCCGCAACAGUUAUCGGAAAACAGCGAUCGAUUCUCUUCUUCACCUUCUUUACGAUGGCAUCCACAUCAAAAUCAAAAUCAAAUCGAGGAAAACCCAAGAAUUUCAAGUUCGUUCCAAAACCAAAGCAACAAUGGCGUGUGAAGGAACAGAAAAGGAAUUGGUUGGAACUCCCAUCUGAUGUAAUGGCUAAUAUUCUAUACAGAGUUGGUGUUCAUGACAUACUUGAGAAUGCCCAGAAAGUUUGCACUACUUGGCGUAAUAUCUGCAAGGAUCCUGCCAUGUGGAGGAUCAUUUAUAUGGAGAAUAUUUACACGGAUCCAAAUGCAAGAUCCCGUCUACGAGAAAUGUGUAAGAAUGCUGUGGAUCGAAGCCAGGGCCAAUUGGUUGAUAUCUCCAUGGUGAAUUUUACAGAUGAUGAGCUUCUUGAGUAUGUUGCAAAUAGAUCAAGUCGGCUUAAACGUCUUGAAAUUGCAUGUUGCUAUAAUGAAAUUUAUGGGAGCUUUAAUGAAGCUAUGAAGAAGUUUCCAUUAUUAGAGGAACUGAGUCUCUACACAACAAAUAUCUCAGAAGAAUCUAUUGCAACUGCAGGGCGUUGUUGCCCUAUGCUAAGAACACUGAAAAUAAAUCAAGAAGCAGAUAGGUAUUGGUAUGGGUAUGAUGGUGAUGAGGGGUUAAACAUCCUCAAUGAGAUACCAAUAUAUAUUGGAGAGAACUUACAUGAGUUAAGGCACCUUGAACUUAUUGGAAUGAACAUCUCGAAUUAUGAGUUGCAAGUGAUUUUGGAUGGUUGUUGUCAUCUUGAAUCACUUGACUUGCGUCAGUGCUUGUACGUUAAGCUUGAUGGAGAAUUUGGGAAAAAAUUAUCAGAAAAGAUUAAAUGUUUGAAAUUACCCAAUGAUAGUGUUGAAGGAUGUCCUUAUAUUUAUAAAAAUGGUGUGAACUUUAGUACUGCGCCUAGAGGCUCUGACUAUGAUGACUCUGACUAUGAUGAUUCUGAAGUCUGUUAUCAUUGUGAAGUCUAUGAUGAUUCCGAUGAUUUCACAGUUCAUCAUGCUUUUGGAGUCUAUGCUGAUGAUGAUGAUGAUGAUGAUGAUUUGAAUGACUUUGAGGACUUGGAGUUGCUACUUUUAUGACCUUGUCUGAAUGAUCUCUUUGACAUAAAGGUGUAGCUGUUGCCUUUGGGAAUGACGUUUAGGCUCUGUUUAUACACCUCCAAAUAAGCAGUUGAUCAUUUCCAUUUUUUUUUUCUUUUGGCUAAAACGUGGGUGAAGACUAAAAGAAUUUUAUGUUGGUUUGUUGAUUAAUAUGGUAUCUCAUCUUAAUUACUUCAUUUCAAUGUGUACCUUUGGUUGACCUCCAUUGCUUAGGUAUUGUUUAUCGGUGUUUUUAUUUUCUUCUCCCA
Lactuca sativa (garden lettuce) is the source of this 1955-nucleotide messenger RNA. Its product is annotated as putative F-box/LRR-repeat protein 9. The record is from RefSeq and is a predicted model, not a curated record. Gene Ontology annotation, molecular function: protein binding. Lineage: Eukaryota; Viridiplantae; Streptophyta; Magnoliopsida; Asterales; Asteraceae.